Messenger RNA from Electrophorus electricus (electric eel), 1458 nucleotides. Its product is annotated as voltage-gated potassium channel regulatory subunit KCNF1-like. NCBI's taxonomy places the organism in Eukaryota, Metazoa, Chordata, Actinopteri, Gymnotiformes, Gymnotidae. The record is from RefSeq and is a predicted model, not a curated record. Gene Ontology annotation, molecular function: voltage-gated potassium channel activity. Gene Ontology annotation, biological process: potassium ion transmembrane transport; protein homooligomerization; action potential. Gene Ontology annotation, cellular component: membrane; voltage-gated potassium channel complex.
AUGUGUGAGACACCGAGGACGCGUUACGCCGACUGUAACGGAUCGGAGACGAGCGAGGACAGAGAGAUCUUGGUAAACAUAGGUGGUGUCAAACAAGUUCUCUAUGUUGAUGUGUUGAACCGCUACCCCCGGACGCGCUUGGCUGAGCUGGCCAACUGUUCUGUGGAUAAUGCGAAUGACCUGUUGGAACUUUGCGACGACUAUGAUGUGCGGAAAGGUGAAUUUUACUUCGACAGAGACCCGGACUCUUUCAAAUGCAUCACAGAGUUAUAUUACUAUGGGGAAGUCCACAUGAAAAAGGGAAUAUGCCCUAUGUGUUUUAAGAAAGAAAUGGACUUCUGGGGAGUUGAUGUGCACUUCCUUGAUGAAUGCUGUAAAGGCAGUCUGAAUGAAGUGGAGGAAGAGCUGGCACAAAUAGCUGAGAAGGUGCAUGAGAUUCUGUACAAUGUCGAGGGAACUACACCAGCCAGUGUGAGCAAGCGCUGCCGGCUGUUCCUGUGGAAGCUCAUGGAAAAGCCUGAAUCCUCCUUGUUAGCACGUGCGAUGGCCAUCCUGUCCUUCCUCUUCAUCCUCCUCUCCUCCGUGGUCAUGUGUAUGAGCACCAUUCCUGAGCUGCAUGUUCACGACGCAGGGGGCAACGAGGUGGAGAAUCCGACCCUGGAGUCCCUUGAGACGGCGUGCAUCAUCUGGUUCACUAUCGAGUACGUGCUGCGCCUGGUCUCGGCACCCAACAAGGUGCGCUUUGCCUUCUCCUUCAUGAACAUGGUGGACUUCCUCGCCAUCAUGCCCUUCUAUGCUGUGCUUGCGCUGACGCACCUUGGCACGGCCGUGACAGAGCUGGCCAGUGUGCAGCAUGUUGUGCAGGCGCUGCAUGCCAUGCACUUAGCGCGCAUAUUCAAGCUAGCACGCCACUCCUCAGGCCUGCAGAUGCUGAUGUAUGCACUGAAGAGCAGCCUGAAGGAGCUGAGUCACCUGCUCAUAUACAUAGGCAUGGGCAUCUUCCUGUUCUCUGCGCUGGGCUACGGCGCAGAGAAGAACCACCCAGACACCUUGUUCACCAGCUUCUCCCAGUCCUUUUGGUGGGCAAUCAUCACCAUGACCUCAGUGGGCUACGGCGACGUUUACCCCAAGACUACCCUGGGUAGGUGCAACACUGCCAUCAGCUUCUUAUGUGGCAUCAUAGCCAUUCUACUGCCCAUCCACCUCAUCAUGAACAAGUUUGUGAUCUUGUACGGCAAGCAGCGCAUGCUCGAGACCAUUGCCAAGCAUGAGAUUGAACUGCUGGCACUGAAAUCAAAGGAGGACCAGGUGUCAAAUCAUCGGAGGACCAGGCAGCCGAGUAGCUCUGCCACCUCAGUGUGGGAAGGUGCCAUUUGGGUUUCGCAGAGUGAUACCUACAUUCCACUGCUCCAGGACGAGUGCCGAGGAACACGCAUUCCAAAAUUCAACCAUAACUAA